AUGUCUACCAAGAAGAAACAGCCGCUUCGCCCACUUCCGCAACUACCGGCCACACCUCGAUGGGCUCCAUCAACUCCCCACGCGCUUCGAGCUUUGCAGCAGAGGAGCGGAGGCCGGCGCAAAAGUGCCAAUGUUAAUAGACCCGACUCCGCACGCCAUAUUCUCCGUCAGCUCGCAAGGAUUACGGCAGCUCAGACGAACCGCAGGACUUCGACGCCUAUGGUAAAGCCGUCUACGCCGGUGGAGAAGGAAAAUGUAUACAGUCCAUUCAUAUCACCCGACGACGAAGACCUAGAAAACGAGCAAGGAUUGGAAAGACCAGAUUUUACAUUACCGAUUGAGGAGGUGGACGAAGGUGAAGAUGUUGGCAUAGCGCCAACACAGCACGAACUACCGGGUGGAGAAGAUUAUACUUUCAAGUCAAUUGAUUUUGCAGCACAACAACCUAGAGCACCUACCAGCAUUCGAUCGGAAAGAACGCGGAGAUCUUCCCGGUUCUCGAUUCUGCCAUUUCCGGAAGAAGAAGAUGGCGAAGGCGACCUCACAGCUCAGAGCAUCGAGUAUGGCAGGAGAGCUGUUAGCGAAGGGCCUGCCUGGGAUAGAUAUCCACGAAGCAGCUUCGGCAGUAUUAGGAUGAGCGAGUUUGGUCUCGAAGGAAGUAGAUCCGGCAAAGAGCCGGAGACGGAAAAGUCUUUCAUGCUUGAUGGUCAUCAUGCAGACAUGCAUGCCGACGCAGGGGAGGAUAUAGAGCUUGAGGACAAUGAAACAGAAAAUUUGCAACGACUUCGGAGAUCGAUUUCUGAACCAGUAGAUGAUGGACUCUUCGUAGCUGAUCCGGGAUUCUUAGAUGAUGACAACACAUUUAGACUCGAUUUUGACCAAGACGAGCCCAGGAGUGAUAGGUUCAUCCCAGUGGUAGAACCUGAAGGUGGUGAAGUCUCUAAGUCAAUGGAAGAGACCGGACCUGCAGAUUCCUCCCGACAGUUCCCAGAUCCAAUGCCUCAACAUUCUCCUGAAACCACUCGACAACUGACAGAAAUCGAAGCGGCGGCGCCGACGCGUGCUCCUCGGCGGAAGAAGUUGAAGCUGACCAGGAAGGGUCACACUGUGCCAGCUCUGCCAUCGAGCCUCAUCAAGAGGGUAGCCAUCGACUCAAUGACAAGGAUAGGCAAGAAAAAGCCUGUCAUUAGUCGAGAAAGCUUGACGGCACUUGAACAGGCAUCUGAGUGGUUCUUCGAGCAAGUGGGCAUGGACCUCGAAGCUUAUUCGAAUCAUGCGAAAAGGAGGAAGCGCAUCGAUGACACGGAUGUCUUGACCCUUAUGAGGCGACAGAGAAUGAUUGGCCGAGGGCAGAGUCUUGCACAAUUGGCUGAGGAACUUCUUCCUGAUGAGGUUUUCUUGGAUCUAGACCUGCCGGAUGAGGCUUGA
Messenger RNA from Endocarpon pusillum Z07020, 1428 nucleotides. RefSeq lists its product as uncharacterized. Lineage: Eukaryota; Fungi; Ascomycota; Eurotiomycetes; Verrucariales; Verrucariaceae. Gene Ontology annotation, molecular function: protein heterodimerization activity; DNA binding. The transcript is spliced from 2 exons. The coding region runs from base 1 to 1428 and encodes 475 amino acids. The record is from RefSeq and is a predicted model, not a curated record. Gene Ontology annotation, biological process: chromosome segregation; kinetochore assembly; mitotic cell cycle. Gene Ontology annotation, cellular component: kinetochore.